Biomphalaria glabrata is the source of this 1260-nucleotide messenger RNA. RefSeq lists its product as uncharacterized. The coding region runs from base 630 to 1223 and encodes 197 amino acids. The transcript is spliced from 2 exons. The record is from RefSeq and is a predicted model, not a curated record. Lineage: Eukaryota; Metazoa; Mollusca; Gastropoda; Planorbidae.
UUCAGAUCCACGCUUGAUAUCAACAUUCCAGACUUGUCUCCUGAAAGUAGGUGGAUGUGUCCAGUUUUGGGAGAAGAAAUGUUCUGACGCUGAACAAAAUCUAGGCCGCCUGUGUUGCCUGAAAGUAGGUGGAUGUGUCCAGUUUUGGGAGAAGAAAUGUUCUGACGCUGAACAAAAUUUAGGCCGCCUGUGUCGCCUGAAAGUAGGUGGAUGUGUCCAGUUUUGGGAGAAGAAAUGUUCUGACGCUGAACAAAAUCUAGGCCGCCUGUGUCGCCUGAAAGUACGUGGAUGUGUUCAGUUUGUGUGUCGCUUGACCAAAAGUUCAUUGACCUGCUGAAAACACAAUGGGGAAAAAUAUUGUGCUACGCAAAGUCAAAAUAUCAUUUGGUAUUGAAACACAGCCCUUAAACCAGAUUUUAAUUCACACACUUUUACACACACACACACACAUGCGCGCGGAUAAAGCUUACACAGAAGCAUACACACACACACAUACACAACACACAAACACACACACACUGCGCAACGCUAUGAGCUGACCCUCACGAGCUACAACUAAAUAGAAACACACCUGAAACGGUUGACAAUAUUCUUAAAUCUGCGUUAGAGUUUUAUUUGCUAGCGUCACCAUGAAUAGACACAGGUACAGGCGAGGACUUAGAAGAAAACUUUAUCGUACGAGAAGGAAACAGAUCUUCACUCCUGUGAGAUCUGUACUAUCAAGGAGUAGGUUACAAAACCAGUGGACAUGCGGCUCAAAUCUGAGAGACCGAACCACAGAGAUACAGUUGUCAUCUGGAGCCCCAAACCUAAACUUUUUCCACGCCAUGAAUCACAUGAUUGGAUGCGUCACGCCUAUGCUUUCCAAUAUUUUGGACCUAUUCUUUACGACCUACAGCGGUCAAGAUCGUCCCCUUUUACUUUAUCGACAGAUUCUCGAGAUGAACCUUCGGUUCACGCCUAUUCUGGGCGUGUUCUUAGACGCCCUCCUGAAGCCGAACUUUGAGGAGCUGUAUGGCCCAGAAGAUUAUUUGCAGGACAUGGAUGAGCUGUUAAGCGCUGCCUGCGAGAGUCUGGCCAAAAGUGAAUCUGAACUGGAAACAGAGCGCAAUGCGCGAAAAGUUCAAUUUUUCAAGCUAAUGGUUCUUCUGAGAGACGAGUUCGCGAGUAACACUGUGGUUCAGAUGUCUCAGGAAUCACCGACAGUUGAAGAAGAAGAUUGAGUUCUGAGACAGAUUUUUAAAACUUUUUAAUCGUAAA